AUGACUAAACAUUUAUUCAUUAUUCAUGCAUACAUUUCAAUUCACUUCCUCGCUUGUUAUUACACACAAUUAAAUUCAAGAUCAAGUAUCAAUGUGUUAUCGACAUGUAAAUGGUGUACGAACUGUAGUAAAAUUAUGCCUUGUAAUUAUUCAAAAUGGAUAGGUGGAUGGGGACUACCAAAUCAGUCAUUUAUAAACAACUAUACUCUUAGUAUGGUCCAAACUUCAUCAUCGUGCUUAAAUGAAUGUCUAUCGAAUCCCCUAUGUUAUUCAUACACAAGUCCAACUGAUUUACCAACACAAUGCACCUUAUAUUCAAAGCCGAUCAAUAUAACUAGUGAAUUAUACAAUCGUACCGCAUUCGAAUUUGGAACACAAAUAUGCUGUAAUGAUAUUAGAAACUAUGGAGUUAUCAUGUCACCGUGUCUCCCAUGUUCCACUUGUACAAAACUCAUGCAAUGUAAUCAAACAUAUUAUGUAGUGAAGCCAGGAUUACCGAACAAUCAAUUCCUCAGUACCUAUUUGCUCAGGCAAGUCAAUGCUACAAUAAAUUGUGCUAGUGAAUGUGAACUCAAUCCCUACUGCAUGUCGUUUUCCUAUAUUGUUGAUCGUCCAAGAUGGUGCUCACUAUUUAGUGGUGUCAUGAAUACAACUGUAAUACACAAUGAUACGAUGGAACAAAUGACUGGUGGGAAAGUAUGUUGUGGUAAGUGA
Molecule: messenger RNA, 714 nt
Organism: Schistosoma bovis
Lineage: Eukaryota; Metazoa; Platyhelminthes; Trematoda; Strigeidida; Schistosomatidae
Source: the annotation of a GenBank genome assembly